AAAGAAAAAAUGCAAAUUUUCCUAUUUCCAAAAUUCGUAAUAAACCUUUUUUUAAAUAUUAAUGUCUUUUAAUCCAUACAUGAAAUGAAAAUGCGAAUUUUCGAAAAUCAUGUUAUCCAACAUUAGCAAUCACAAUCUACGUUCACUUCACAGCCUCAGCUGACUAAAGCAGACGUGUUGUUUGGUGAAUAGUCGUGCGUGUAGCAUCAUGAUGGACCAAACAAGAUGUGUUUUUGCGAUUUUUCUAGUUUUAAGUCUGUUUUCCAGUCACACCUUCGCCGAAAGUGAAGAGGACACAUCCACGGAUCUUUACGUUAUCGAAGGAAAAGUUUUUCCCUGGGAAAAUGCCGCCAAUACCGGAUGGCAAUUGAUGACUCACGUCAUGGCCAAUGGUGGCGAGCAUUAUGGAUUUCUUAGGGAGGAUGGAACAUUCAUCAUAUCAAAUGUACCUUCAGGAUCAUACAUAGUAGAAGUAGUUAAUCCAAAUUACGCUUACGAGCCAGUUAGGGUAGAGAUUAAUUCCAAAGGAAAGUUUAGAGCAAGAAAAGUUAAUCUCAUUCAAACAUCUCAAGUUAUUCAAGUGCCGUAUCCAUUAAAAAUGAGGCCACUUGCACCGUUCAGGUAUUUCCAGUUAAGAGAGCAAUGGCGGGUGACUGAUUUCUUGUUUAACCCUAUGGUUCUCAUGAUGAUACUACCACUUGUGCUGGUUAUGAUUUUACCAAAAAUCAUGAAUGAUCCUGAAACUAAGAAGGAAAUGGAGCAGCUGAAUAAUCUUACAAGUUACAAUAUGCCAGAGAUGUCUGAAGUCAUCACAUCCUUCUUCUCUGGUGGAGAAAAGCAGAAAACCAAGGCAGUGAAAGCAGCUAAAAAGAGACAAUGAGGUGCAAAUUUGUUUUUUCUUGAAUCUAGUCAUAAAUUGACUACAGUCUAAAAUGCAACUGCAUUUCUUUUGCACCAAAAUCAGGAUGUACUGAUUCUACAACCGUUGCUCUGCAAGACAAGUUUCAGUUCACUUUUUCAUGUUUCUACAAGUUAUUUCAAAUCGUUAAGUGAAUAGUACAGUAGGUGGAAAGGUGAUAUUUGUAAAUAUACAAUACAUUCUCAAAUACGUAUAAACGAUAUUAAAUUAUCUUUCUCCUCUAUUAUCUUUUCUUAAUUUAUAAAGAUUAUUGUUUUUAAAAUUUUUGUUUGUCUUCAAGCACAGUGACAGUACAAAAUUGUCUACUAAAUGCGUGUUUAUAUCGUAGUAUGCACAUAUGUUUGAUUGUUAUUAUUGUUUAUUCCUCUCAUUUUAACUACCAAAAUAAAAAUUUUCAUAACUAUACUAUACACAAAAA
Molecule: messenger RNA, 1337 nt
Organism: Nasonia vitripennis (jewel wasp)
Lineage: Eukaryota; Metazoa; Arthropoda; Insecta; Hymenoptera; Pteromalidae
Gene: EMC7
Product: ER membrane protein complex subunit 7 homolog
Exons: 4
Coding region: 209-880 (223 amino acids)
Cellular component (GO): EMC complex
Molecular function (GO): carbohydrate binding
Source: RefSeq, a predicted model, not a curated record